Austrofundulus limnaeus is the source of this 149-nucleotide messenger RNA. Its product is annotated as annexin A5. Gene Ontology annotation, molecular function: phosphatidylserine binding; calcium-dependent phospholipid binding; calcium ion binding. Gene Ontology annotation, cellular component: vesicle membrane; nucleus; plasma membrane. The record is from RefSeq and is a predicted model, not a curated record. Gene Ontology annotation, biological process: negative regulation of coagulation. Lineage: Eukaryota; Metazoa; Chordata; Actinopteri; Cyprinodontiformes; Rivulidae.
GGGGCAGGAACAGAUGAGAAGGUGCUGGUGCAGAUUCUCACCUCCAGAACACCUCAGCAGGUGAAGGACAUCGUCGCUGCUUACAAACGGGAGUACGACCACGACCUGGAGAAGGAUGUAUGUGGCGACACUUCAGGCCACUUCCAGAG